AUGACUGUCCAAGACGACCACCAGAUGGGAGGAGUGGAGGAGACCAAUACUGCCGCCGACAAGGGCAAGGGCAAAGCUCCCAACCCGCCUGCGGAGCCACAAGUCGAGGAGGAGGACGACUCCAGCGAGGAAUCUGGCGCAGAGGAACCCGAGGUCGAAAUCGAGGAGGUAGAGGAUGAGGAUGCCAUGGACGAGAUCGACACCAGCAAUGUUUUGCCCAGCCGUACGCGUGGUAAGACCAUCGACUAUGCGAAGGCGGCCGAGGAGCUCGGCGAGGAGGACGACGACGAGGACGAUGACGAGGACUUCCAAGGUGACGAUGCUAUGGAGGAAUAA
This is a messenger RNA of Westerdykella ornata, 336 nucleotides long. RefSeq lists its product as uncharacterized. The coding region runs from base 1 to 336 and encodes 111 amino acids. The transcript is spliced from 3 exons. The record is from RefSeq and is a predicted model, not a curated record. NCBI's taxonomy places the organism in Eukaryota, Fungi, Ascomycota, Dothideomycetes, Pleosporales, Sporormiaceae.